CCUCCUCCUCCUCCUUGCCAAGGGCGUAGAGCUUAGGCGUGGCUCUGGGAAGCUUUCAUUUCCUCCGCAUUGUUUGCCUCCCUCCCUCCCUCCCUCCUUCCAUCCAUCCCUCCAUCCUUUCUCCACCUUCUACUACACUCGCGAGCGCGCGCGCGCACCCACUCGUGCGCUCCAGGCCGUGGUUUUCUCCUCCCUCCCUCCCUCCUUCCCUCCCUCUCCCUCCCUCCGACAUUGGUCCUUCCUCGCGUGGAAGCGGGUCUUCCUCCAGCCCGGAAAAAUAAAAGCUAAGAGCCCCGUGAAGAGGCAUGGGACCUUGCUUCCCUCAGCCAUGAGCCAGGCGCCCAGCGGCGGUUCUCCCGGGGGGGCUCCUCCUCCGGCCGCCUCCCGACUCCUCCCGGAGGGAAGCAGCAGCAGCAGCAGCAGCAGCCCCCGAAGCAAGCAGCAGCAGCAGCAGCAGCAGCACCGCGCCUCUUCGCCGGGCAGACCCAGAGACCCGCACGCGAGGCAGCCCUCCCCGGCCUCCAAGGCAAGCUCCGCCCGCCAGGCCCAGCAGCAGCAGCAGCAGCAGCAGCAGUCCAAAGGCAGCCGGGCUAAGGCAGCAGCAGCAGCUGGAGGAGGAGGAGGAGGAGCAGAGAAGCCGCCCCCUGCGGCGCCCUCGGGAGCUGUCCAGGCCGGGGAUGGUGCUGAACCUUUGGUCCAGGCCGGAACCAGCGGCGCCCCCAAAGCCAACCCCGACAAGCGAGACGCGGAGAGGGAGCGGGACAGCCAAUCCCAGGGCCGAGCGGGGGCCCAAGGCCCAACUGCGCCACCUGCCGGCGGCCCCGGGAAAGGCCGGGCGCUGCCCGCGGCGGGGGGCGGCUACUGGAAGGAAGGAUGCCUGCAAAGUGAGCUCAUCCAGUUCCACCUCCGGAAGGGCUUGGCGGCGGCCGCCCAGAUGCAAAGCCACGGAGGGCAGCCAGGGGAUGGCACCCGGGCGGAGGAGCAGGCCCAGGCCCCGCUCCCCACGCCGGCGGCCCCGAUGGCAGGCAGCCCAGAGGCCAACGGGCAGGGCAAGGCCCUCGGAGGCGCCCUGAGCGCCGCGCAGCAGCAGGAGCUGCAGGACGAGGUGGAGAAGCUGUGGGAGGAGAACGAGGCCCUCAAGAAUGAGAUAGAUGAGCUAAGGACAGAGAUGGAUGAAAUGAGAGACAGUUUCUUUGAAGAAGAUGCCUGCCAGCUACAGGAAAUGCGCCAUGAGUUGGAGAGAGCCAACAAAAACUGCAGGAUCCUUCAGUAUCGUCUUCGCAAAGCAGAGCGCAAGAGGCUUCGUUAUGCAGAGACCGGGGAGAUUGAUGGAGAACUUCUGCGUAGCUUGGAGCAGGAUUUGAAGGUGGCAAAGGAUGUUUCAGUGAGACUUCACAAUGAGUUGGAAAACGUGGAAGAAAAACGCACUACCACAGAAGAUGAAAAUGACAAGUUACGACAACAAUUAAUAGAAGUAGAGAUUGCUAAGCAGGCUCUGCAGAAUGAACUUGACAAGUUGAAAGAGCAGUCAAUGAAAAGAAGGGGAAGCAAAGACCUGCAAAAAUCAGAAAAAAAGUCACAACAGACUGAAGAGGACAGUGAAGAUCUGAAAUGCCAGCUACAGUUUGUUAAAGAAGAAGCUACCCUGAUGAGGAAAAAAAUGGCCAAAAUAGACAAGGAGAAGGACAGAUUUGAGCAUGAGCUUCAGAAAUAUAGGUCCUUUUAUGGUGAUCUAGACAGUCCUUUGCCAAAAGGGGAAGCUGGGGGCCCUCCUACCACAAGAGAAUCAGAACUUAAGCUUCGUCUGAGGUUAGUUGAGGAAGAAGCCAAUAUUCUGGGUAGGAAAAUUGUGGAACUGGAAGUUGAAAACAGGGGGUUAAAGGCAGAACUUGAUGACUUAAGAGGAGAAGAUUUCUCAGGGACAGCCAAUCCUCUCAUGGGAGAGCAGAACGAAUCUCUGUCUGAAUUACGACAGCAUCUGCAGCUGGUUGAAGAUGAAACUGAAUUGCUGCGGAGAAACUUGGCGGAUGCAGAAGAACAAAACAAGCGCAUUACAGCAGAGCUGAACAAGUACAAAUACAAGACAGGGGCUCAUGAUACAUCAAGACACCAUGAUAGUGCCAAGACUGAAGCCCUUCAAGAGGAGCUGAAAGCUGCACGCAUGCAGAUCAAUGAGCUCAGUGGCAAAGUCAUGCAGCUUCAGUAUGAAAACAAAAUCCUGAUGUCCAACAUGCAGCGCUAUGACCUGGCUUCUCACUUGGGGAUCCGAGGCAGCCCCAGGGACAGCGAUGCUGAAAGUGAUGCAGGAAAAAAAGAAAGCGAUGAUGAUUCACGUCCCCCACACCGCAAAAGGGAAGGGCCCAUUGGUGGAGAAAGUGACUCAGAGGAGGUCCGCAAUAUACGGUGCUUGACCCCCACAAGAUCUUUCUACCCUCCCCCGGCAGGAUGGCAGAAAAGCUUCACAGACCGGCAGCAAAUGAAGGACAUCCGGUGUGAAGCAGAACGCUUGGGAAAGACGAUAGACCGGCUGAUUUCAGAUACCAGCACCAUCAUAAGCGAGGCAAGAAUUUUUGUGGCCAAUGGAGACUUCUUUGGACUUAUGGAUGAGGAAGAUGACGGCAGUAGGAUACGAGAACAUGAACUACUGUACCGGAUAAAUGCUCAGAUGAAGGCGUUUAGGAAAGAGCUCCAGACCUUCAUUGACAGACUGGAAGUUCCAAAGUCUUCGGAGGAUCAGACUACAGAUGAACCUUUGUCAGUGAGUCAGAUAAGAAGUUCAAGAGCUAUAGUUUCUGUAGUAAUCACUGCUAUAAAAACACUGAAGACUACUCAUUUGAAAGAAUGGAAAUCAGCCAUCCUUAGAUGCCAAAAACAAAAAAAGGGAAAACUACAAGGAUCUCCACAACCGAAUCAGAAUUCUGCUAAUAAAAAUACUAGGAUCAGUAAUUUCAGAACUGGAAGUCUUUUCCCCACUUCACUGUUCUCACUGCAACUUUAGAUUUGGACUGACGUACACACAGGGGGAUUCUUCUACUGCAAAAGCCAGGUAUAAACAGAAAUACAUUUGUCUAAUCCAAAGCCUUUAGAAGCCAAA
Messenger RNA from Anolis sagrei ordinatus, 3094 nucleotides. Lineage: Eukaryota; Metazoa; Chordata; Lepidosauria; Squamata; Anolidae. The record is from RefSeq and is a predicted model, not a curated record.